UGAGACAGUGGUAUAGACCUUUUUUUUUAAUCAGUGUUCCGUCGAGACCCGAGGUGUAAGUUCCGCCGUGAAAACGGUGUCGAGCGAACUCAGCGAGGUCGACGUAGAGCAUGUGGCUCCAUCUCCCGUGCUCGAGUUGAACAAGCGGAGUCGCGACUUGCCGCGCUCGCCGGCCUCGUGUCGCGCGCGGCCGGACGAGCGCCGAGUGAGUUGACGAUAAGACGCCAAGCUUGACAGCUCGUGCAGUCAAGCUAGCGAACGAUCGAACGACACUUUGGCUCUUGCGAAUCCGUCCGUACGUCCAUCGAGUGUUUCUGGUUAAAUUUUGAGCAGGUGUGUUCCUUCGUUUCAACUGCAGUUUGCUACAGUGGAUUGGCAGUACUGCCCAAAACGUUAUGUUCUACGUAAACCCUAACGUAUACGCUCAAUUGUGGUCGCAGCCUUACAUACAUUGCAUUUUGUAUCCAAGUGUUCAGAGCAAGGAACGCACCAAUCGAACCUAUUACGAAAAGUGCGUUAUUUAAGUGGACGUUCGUUUGCAUUUUAUCGAACAAUCACGCGUCGACACCACUAGCAACAUGUUAGCAACGCUAUUCUACAUAUAACAACCGGUAAUAAUAAGCUAACGUUUCUUUACUUAGUGCUUUGUAGGUUUUAGUGCUGCUAGAAUGUUGUCAAAGAAAGUGACGAGUGCACUACUAUCUAGGAAGAAGCCGUUUACAAAAUUUGAACUCACUGAAGAGCAGAAAGUAGAUAUUAAAGAAGCAUUUGACCUUUUUGACCCAGAUGGAACUGGAAAGAUUGCUACAAGAGAAUUAAAAGUUGCAAUCAGAGCACUUGGUUUUGAGCCCACAAGAGAAGAAAUAAGAAAGCUUGUUGCCAAUGUAGAUCCUGAUGGUCUUGGAAAAGUUUCUUUUGAAGAAUUUUUGGAUAUAAUGUCAAGUAAAAUGGCAGAAAAGGACUCUAAAGAAGAGGUGUUAAAGGCUUUUCGCUUAUUCGACGAUGAUGGUACAGGAAAGAUUUCUUUCAAGAAUCUAAAGCGAGUUGCAAAGGAGCUUGGAGAGAAUUUGACUGACGAAGAACUCCAGGAGAUGAUUGAGGAGGCAGACAGAGAUGGAGAUGGUGAAAUUUCUCAGGAAGAAUUCCUCAGAAUUAUGAAAAAAACUUGUCUAUACUAAGGAGUAAAUAUAUAUUUUGAAAAAGUUCUUUUGAGUUACCUCUGAUGUACACUUGCACUUUAUACAAUGUAAUGACUGCUUUGUAAACUUUUUAUAAAUAUAAAAUGUGUGAUUUCAAAAAGUAUAAAAAA
Nasonia vitripennis (jewel wasp) is the source of this 1309-nucleotide messenger RNA. RefSeq names its product caltractin. Gene Ontology annotation, cellular component: centriole; centrosome. The transcript has 3 exons. The coding region runs from base 669 to 1178 and encodes 169 amino acids. NCBI's taxonomy places the organism in Eukaryota, Metazoa, Arthropoda, Insecta, Hymenoptera, Pteromalidae. Gene Ontology annotation, molecular function: calcium ion binding. The record is from RefSeq and is a predicted model, not a curated record. Gene Ontology annotation, biological process: mitotic cell cycle; centriole replication.